AUGUUUGGUGGAACAUCCGGAGGAACCGGAUUUAGCUUUGGUCAAAAUAAACCUGCCACCGGCGGUUUUUCGUUCGGUAACAACAAUAACAACACUGCAAAUAACACCCCCUCAACUGGUUUCAGCUUUGGUAAUAACAAUAACAAUAACAGUGCUAGUAACACUGGAAACAAUAAUUCAUCUGGGGGUUUUGGAUUUGGUGGCAGCAAUGUGGGUAACAACAACUCUGCCGGUGGUUUUGGUACUAAGCCUUUAGGUUCCACAAAUACUGUUGGCUUUGGGUCAACAAACACUAAUACUCCAAAUAGUGGUGGUUUAUUUGCCAACGCUAAUAAUAAUACCAAUACUACUAACCUCAGUAAUAAUUCAGCUGGUGGUACUGGAUUUUCAUUUGGAGGGAAUAGCAGUGUAAAUAAUAACGCUCUUUCAGGCGGUCUAUUCGGUGCUAAACCUUCGGGUACGGCGGCCACGGGUUCAACUAAUUUUAGUUUUGGUAACAACAACGCAGGGACUAACACAAAUACGUCUAUCUCUGGUGGUAAUUUUGGAUUUGGUAAUCCAUCCACAAGUGCUGCAACUGGAGGAAACGUUGCUUCUGGUGGAUUGUUCGGUAAUAAACCUUCGAAUAGUUCGGCACCUGCUUCUGGAGGUUUAUUUGGUGGGGCCAAUAGUAACUCUGCUACCACUAAUAGUGCUACUGGCAGUUUAUUUGGAGGUACAAGUAAUACUUCUAACACCAAUGGCGGUAGCCUGUUCGGUGCCAAACCUUCUGCUCCAACGGGAUCUACUGGAGUUUCAUUGUUUGGUAACAACAAUGCAUCAAGCUCUUUUGGGUUUGGUUCAAAACCUACAGUUACCAACGGUACGUUUGGUGCGAAUGGAGGAACUUCUCUUUUUGGACAACAGCAGCAACAGAACAUGUCUUUGCAACAACCGCAGGCCCCACAGAUAACUGCAAUGACAAAAGUCUCAGAUUUGCCCCCUGCACUUCAAGAAGAGCUCAAGCAAUUGGACGCACAUAUUCAAACUCAAGUAGCUAUAGCCGAAUAUUUGAAAGACCAAGAAGCUGAUCACCAAGAACUAAUAGUUAGUGUUCCAAGAGACAUUAGCUAUUUGGAGAAAAAUUAUGCUUCCACCAGUCAAGCAUUGACUUCUGACUUGAAGUUCGUUGAAACUUUCAAAAGUAAAACAUUGGAAAGUUUCAAUGAUUGGGUAGAAAAAUUAAUCAAAGUAUUCCUACAGUUGACUAAUCCAAUGUCAAAUUCCGGAAACGAUCAAAAUCAAGAUCCAGGGUCUUUGAAGGUUAUUAUAGGUGUGAGUAGUAAUAGGACUGCAUCUCCGCAAGAUCAGCAACAGCAACAGCAACAGCAGAAACAACAGAGUUCCAAAGAAACAUCUAUUAAUAUAACCUCAGUAUUGAACUCUUUUUUCAUUAAUAAAAUAGAAGAUUUUAAAGAAAACAUCAGCAGGUAUGAAUUAAUACUACAGGAAGUUGAAAACUGUAUUAGUGACUUAGAAAACUCCAACUCGAACAACAAUCAGAAAGCUGGUUUACAAAUGAUAGUGCAAACGCUACAAGAAGAAUUUAAAUUGUAUGUUGAACUAGCUAAUGAGUUUGCGGAGAUUCAUCACAACAUAAGCAAACUUGGAGACGCUAAUCAGAAGUUCUAG
Messenger RNA from Pichia kudriavzevii, 1671 nucleotides. RefSeq lists its product as uncharacterized. The transcript has a single exon. The record is from RefSeq and is a predicted model, not a curated record. Lineage: Eukaryota; Fungi; Ascomycota; Pichiomycetes; Pichiales; Pichiaceae. Gene Ontology annotation, biological process: nucleocytoplasmic transport. Gene Ontology annotation, cellular component: nuclear pore. Gene Ontology annotation, molecular function: structural constituent of nuclear pore. The coding region runs from base 1 to 1671 and encodes 556 amino acids.